This is a messenger RNA of Clunio marinus, 5422 nucleotides long. The record is from the annotation of a GenBank genome assembly. Lineage: Eukaryota; Metazoa; Arthropoda; Insecta; Diptera; Chironomidae.
UCUAAAGUGGUGGGUUUAUAUGAAAUAGCAUCAAAGUAAGCUAUUUCUAAAUAGAUUCGAAAUGAGUAAUAAACCGAUAUUAUUUCUGAAAACCGAAGCGUCUGAUAAUAUGAGUAUUCUCAUUGAAAAGGCAAAGAAAGCCGGUUUUAAAGCUGUAAUCACGUCUCUCAUCAAUCCUGAAUGUUAUCGCGAUUAUCAAAAUGAAUUUGGUUACAAAUAUCAAAUCAAUUCCACACGGACUCCAUUGAUAUUGAAUGUGAAUGAUUGGAUUCACAAUGUUGUACCUUACAUUAAACCUAGAAAUCUAUCAGUAAAUGAAAAUGCUUAUGAGGAUAAGAAAUCUAAUUUUGUUCAAGAUAUCUGCUUUUCAAACUACGUCAAAAGUAAUGAAAGAGGAACAACUCCAAACAUGAUGAUAAAAUUAUCAAAUCAAGAUCCUGAAUCUUUAGCUGAAAGUUUAAUGAGCCAAAGGUUUAUGGAAUUUUAUGGUGGGAAGAUUUUGUUAGAACUUCCCAUGACUGAUGAGAAGAGAUGUAAUGCAACUUAUUGUUCUGACAUCGAGAAUGAAGAUGAAAAAUGGCCAGAUCAAUGGAAUGUUUGGAAUAAAUUUUAUUCCGCUACAAAUAAGGAUCCCAAUUUAGAACUGGCUUUAGAGAUCCCUUGUGAUUUACCUUCUGAAGAGGAGAUUCGACGUUGGCUGGGCGAACCGAUAGGAAUGAUUAUUGUACCCAGCAUUUGCUUUACAACAAACCAAUCCAACUAUCCUGUCCUUCCAAAAUCUCAUCAAGAAGUUAUAAUUAAACUAUUGCAAUACACUAAUUGUGCUAUUGCCAUCGAACCGAUAAGUUUAGCUGAUUUUCAGCUCAAGAUGUAUACUGACUACAUCAAUUACAUUGUUUCACAAAAAAUCAUCAUUAGCGAACACACGGGACUCGAAGAUCAACUGAGAUAUCCCUUGCAACCACUUUACGAUAAUCUUGACACUCAUACUUACGAGACAUUUGAGAAGGAUCCAAUAAAAUAUAAACUUUAUCAGCAAGCUAUCGAAGAAGCGAUUGUUGAUAAGAUUUCCGGAAGCGAAGUAGAUAAGAAAUAUUUAAUCGUAAUUGUUCUUGGUGCUGGUCGUGGUCCUUUGGUUCGAGCUGUUGUUAAUGCUGGGAAAAACAAGCAACGCAAAUUGAAAAUUUUAGUAGUUGAGAAGAAUCCGAAUGCUAUUUGUAUACUUCGUCCAAUGCUUGAGAAGAUGUGGCCUAAUGAGGACAUUAAAUUAUUAUCACAAGAUAUGCGAACUGUUGAACUAGAUGAAAAGGCAGAUAUCAUCGUUUCCGAACUUUUAGGGUCGUUUGGAGACAACGAACUAAGUCCUGAGUGCUUGGAUGGUGCUCAGAAAUUGCUUAAGUCAGAUGGAAUUAGUAUUCCGAAAGAUUCGACUUCAUACAUUCGUCCAGUUAUGAGUGCAAGACUCACUUCUUCAGUUCGCGAAAUGAAUAACAGAAAAAGAAAUCCAUACAAAGAAGCUUCAGAAGUGACUUGGCUCACCAUGCAUUCGUCUGUCUACUACAUUGAUGAGCCAAAAGAAGCUUUUAAAUUUAUUCACCCAAACAAAUGUGAAUUGAUUGAUAACUCUCGCUAUAUUUCUGCAAGUUUUGAAGCUAAUCUUGAUUGUAUUGUCGAUGGAUUUUCGGGAUAUUUCACAUCGUCAUUGUAUAACUCGAUUGAGAUUAGCAUUUUACCUGAAACUCAUAUACAAGGAAUGGCCUCAUGGUAUCCAAUGUUCUUUCCUUUCUCGUCUCCUCUUUCGGUUAAGAAAGGUGGAGAAUUUCUCAUCGAGCUUUGGAGAAAAGUUGAUAAUGUGAAAGUUUGAACUAAUGUUGUUAUGAAUUAUACUGAAAUCGAAGGAAAGGUGCGUGAAGCAACAAACGAUGACCCAUGGGGACCAACUGGUCCACUUAUGCAAGAAUUAGCUCACGCAACUUUCACAUACGAACAUUUCCCCGAAGUAAUGUCAAUGCUUUGGAGAAGAAUGUUGCAAGACAAUAAAUCAAAUUGGAGAAGGACAUAUAAGGCGACUCUUGUGUUGAGUUAUCUUGUGAAGAAUGGUAGUGAACGUGUUGUGACAAGUGCACGUGAACAUAUUUACGAUCUUCGUGCACUUGAGAACUACACAUUUGUAGAUGAAAAUGGAAAGGAUCAGGGAAUAAAUGUUCGACAUAAAGUACGCGAUUUAAUAGAAUUUAUUCAGGAUGACGAUCGAUUGCGAGAAGAGAGAAAAAAGGCAAAGAAAAAUAAGGAUAAGUACAUAGGAAUGAGCUCCGAAGCAAUGGGAAUGGGAAUGGGUAUGAGAUCAGGUCUUGAUGAGAUGCGCCAUCGUGAAAGAUUUCAAUCUUCUCGUACCGAAGGUGGAUAUUCUGAUAAUGCAGAAUACGAUUAUCAUUAUGGUGAAGAGAAAGAAGAUUCAGAUACUGAGUCAGGUGGUGGCGGAAAUCGCAAUGCAAAACGAUAUCACGACGAUGAGCGAUCUGGAAGUCCCAAUGUCGUCACAUCCGCACCCACAUUCAAAAAUGACGAUAACAAAAAAACAAUCAACAUAAAAACAAAUGUCAAACCGAUAACAGCCGCAACAUCAACGUCAACAUCAUCAAGAGCUCCAAAAAAAAUCGACAUGGGAGCUGCUUUUAAUUAUGGAAAGACGAAUGAUUUAGGCAUAAAUUCUCCAACCCAUCGCAAUACACAUAGUGAAGAUUUAUUCGGAAGUGAAACAACUUCGAGUGUUCCAAGUGGAGGCAAAACAAAUAAUGAUAUUAUCGAAGACAUAUUCAGCUCAUCAGCAGCAGCUGCGACGACUUCUUCCUCGGAUCCAAUCGAUGAUUUUGAUCCACGUGCUGGGGAAGCAAAUGCGGAGUUUGGGGAUUUUGUUGCUUCUGAAUUAUUUGCUGAUUUCUCAUCAGCCUUUUCUAAAUCAACAUCUUCGUUACCUCCUGUUGAUAACUUUUUAAUAAAUCAUCCACCAACAGCAUCAAAUCAGCAAUUAUCAAAUAUUAAUUUGGGAAGUUCAGAUUUGUUUGGUAACAGUGUCAUCACUAACGCACUUACUAGUCCUGUAGUCAAUGUCAACAAAGAUCUUUUGAGUGAUUUCGGUGAUUUGACGCUUAACACAACAUCUAAAAGCAUUGUGUCUACUUCCUUUUCAGCAACAUCAUCAAACAUUAUGAAGACUAACAAAAACAUUUUGGAGCUCAUUAAAUUGUUUGAAAACUGUUGUAAAAUUGGAACAACACAACAACGCGAAAUGUUUUUAAAGAAAGUGAAUAACCUUGUAGAUUUGCUGCCUUGUGGAUGUUUUAACAUUUGUGAAUUGAUGGAGUGUCAUUGCAGUGAAUUAGAAGAUUUUGCAAGCGUUUAUUAUCCAAAUUUGCUAAUGGAAUUGGUGACGAAGUUUGGAUAUUCGCAAAGCUUUGAUGAUGACAUACCAGAAGGGAUUAUAAAACUUAUAAAAAUUACUGAUAAUCAAAACUUCAUUCUUGAAACCUUCAACGUUUUAAUCGACCGACAACUUCUCUUCAAGUGUCCAGAGAUGACCACACAACUUGUAGAGCAACUUCUCUUGGAUGAUAAUUUUCUCGCCUUUGCAUUUGUUCGGUUGUCACAUCAUGAGAUGAUCAACGAUAAUCAUCGAUGCGAUCAUUUUCUUACACAACUCGUGAACAUUCCUGAACAGAUCGCAAAUAAAUGGAAAAAGAAUUUUCCACAAACUUUUGAACUGAACAGUUUCUGUGCAAUUCUUCUCGUCAAUGCAAUGAAGUCGUUUUGCAUCAUUUCUAAAAUCAACCAUGCUGAAAACUUGGAUGUUUACACAACAGAUUUCUUAUCAAAGUUGAUAAGCAGAGUUUAUGUGAAUUUUAACAAUCAAAAAACUGUUUUGAGUUUAGCAACAAAACUUUUGGGAGUGUUUAGUGAACAGCAAAUUUAUCGCAAAAAUAUUCGCAAACUUUAUGAAAAACUUCAUCGACCAGCAAUUGAAAUUAUCAUAAAUCAUGCAUUUACAUACGAAAAUAAAAAACAACGACUAAUUUGGUCAUUUGAUGAAAUCAUUGAAAUUAUAAAAGUUCUUCCCGAUAGAAUUGAGAAGUUAGAAAAUUUGAAGUCUUCAGAGAACGAAACUGAAAACUUGAAAGAUAUUCUCGAUCAAAUUUAUUCAGUCAUUGGAAAUCGAGAUUCAGCAAUCAAAAAGCAUCCAGAAGAUAAGCAAAACGAACCAAAAAGUGAAACUAAUGAAUGUUCACUUUCACUUCAAGAACCUAUCGAAAAACCGGGAGAUAUUCAAACUAUUCUUGACUCUGAUGAUGAUGACGAUAAUUAUUUUGAGUCAUACAAUGAAUCUUAUAAUCUACCAAGCAACAUUGAUAAAAAUCCGAGAUAUUUAUUGGAUCUCAUUCAAGCAUUCACAACAAAGGAAAAUCUUGAAGACAGUGAAAAGUUUGAAUUCGCAAUGAAUGAAGCUGAACGUAUUGUAAAACAUCAACUUUCACGUCAUCAUUCCGAUAUUGCAAUUGAUUUAUUAAGAAUAUUCAUAAGUUUAGAUAAAGUUAGUUGCAUGGAAAAUUUCGAUGAACUAAAGAUGAAAAUUUUAAUUGCAGUUUGUUCAGUUUAUCCGAAAGAAUGUGCUUUAUACCUUUGUGAACAAUUUAAUGAAGAAACGACAAAAUAUUCAAUUAAUAAGCGAAUGAUUAUGCUGGAAAUUCUCGCUGAGACUGCUAAGCAACUGUCAAACCUUCACAAUGAAAAUAAAAGUAACAACGAAACGACGAAACCAAAAUUUGUUACUACAAAAAAUAAAUUAUUCAUCAAGUUAGAUAAAGAGAUUGACAAAUGGAGACGUAAAGAUCAUCGAAAUAUAAUUCGUGAACGUCUGCUGAUAAAAUCAAGAAGGUUUGCAACACAAACUAAACAUCCAGAAAAUAAUUCGGGAACGAAUCGUUUUUCUGACAUUGCUGGUUGGUUUUUCUUUCCUUUGAUGUUUGGAUUUGGAAGGAAACAAAUGACUUUUAAAAUUGGAACAAGUCUUGGAAACGACACGGAAAAUUUACUUCUCAUGAAAUUUCUUGACACGAUUGCUGUGUUUAUGCUUUGUGCUGAAAACUCUCCAAAUGCUCCAAAGAUUGCGAAGGAAAUUAUUCAAUUAAGCGUUUUUUUGCGUUACCACGAAGAAUCAAGAAUUCGUCUCUCAGUCUUUCAUUUGAUGGCGACAGUUUUUCUUGCUCUUCCACAAACUAUUCUGAUCAAUGAAUUUACUCAGGAAAUUGAAGAAUUUUGCAACCAUUUAUCGAAGAUAGUCAGAAGUCCUUUUGUUAGCUAUGAACCUGAUGAAGAAUGCAGAAAAUUUGCAGCUCAACUUCUUGGAAUGUUUCAAGUUUUGUUUUGA